Chiloscyllium plagiosum (whitespotted bambooshark) is the source of this 3000-nucleotide messenger RNA. The record is from RefSeq and is a predicted model, not a curated record. Lineage: Eukaryota; Metazoa; Chordata; Chondrichthyes; Orectolobiformes; Hemiscylliidae.
GAAUGUGUGUGUGGUGUGAGAGUGAAAGAGUACUUGCUGCUGAUCGAGCCUGCAAUGUGACUGUACAGAGAGGCAGAGACUCGCACUCCGCAUUCUGGAAUAUAACCAGCAGCAGGAGACCCUUCCCAACCAACAUCCCGGGCAGGAUCCAAAACUAUGAUUCCCAUUCUCAUCUUCUGCCUGCUGUCUGCAGUCGGUGCUGUGGAAGAAACCCUGCUGGAUACUCGAAUAGCCACUGCUGAGCUGGGCUGGACAGCAUAUCCUUCAUCAGGGUGGGAAGAGGUGAGUGGCUAUGAUGAAAACCUCAAUACUAUCCGUACCUACCAGGUCUGCAACGUCUUUGAGUCCAACCAAAACAACUGGCUGUGGACCACUUUCAUAAACCGCAAAGGUGCCCAUCGCAUCUAUGUGGAGAUGAGAUUCACUGUGCGAGACUGCAGCAGCAUACCCAAUGUCCCAGGUUCCUGUAAAGAAACCUUCAACCUGUACUAUUACGAGACUGACUCGGGGCUGACUGUGCAAGGUGCAGCACUGUGGACCGAAAUGCCGUACCUCAAAGUGGACACCAUCGCCGCAGAUGAGAGCUUUUCCCAGGUGGACUUUGGCGGCAGGCUGAUGAAGGUCAACACUGAGAUCCGCAGCUUUGGCCCACUGAGCAAGAAUGGCUUCUACCUGGCAUUUCAGGACUAUGGCGCCUGCAUGUCUCUUCUCUCCGUCCGAGUUUUCUUCAAGAAAUGCCCGAGUGUCAUCCAGAACUAUGCCACCUUUGCUGAGACCAUGACGGGCACAGAGAGCACCUCACUGGUCAUCGCCAAGGGCACCUGUGUGGAGAAUGCUGAGGAGGUCGACGUGCCCAUCAAACUGUACUGCAAUGGCGAUGGAGAGUGGAUGGUGCCAAUUGGGAGCUGCACCUGCAAGGCAGGCUUUGAGCCAGAAAAGGGGAUGGCAUGUAAAGCUUGUCAUUCGGGGACAUUUAAGGCCACUCAAGGGAGCGAGCAGUGCAUUCCCUGCCCUGCCAAUAGCAGGUCCUUAAGCGAGGCAUCCAGUGUGUGUUCCUGUCGCAACGGAUACCACAGAGCAGACUUUGACUCGCCCAAGAUGCCAUGCACAAGUGUUCCAUCAGGCCCACGCAACGUGAUAUCCAGUGUGAAUGAGACCUCCAUCAUUUUGGAGUGGAAUCCACCACGGGACGUUGGGGGCCGUGAUGAUGUCAUGUACAACAUUGUCUGCAAGAAGUGCCAUAGCAACCGGCGGUUGUGCACCCGAUGUGAUGAGAACGUGGAGUUUGUACCCAGGCAGUUUGGCCUGACAGAAACUCGGGUGUUCAUCAGCAGCCUUUGGGCACACACUCCCUACACGUUUGAGAUUCAGGCCGUCAACGGAGUCUCUGGCAAGACGAGGUUCCCCCCACAGCAUGUAUCUGUCAAUGUGACCACAAACCAAGCCGCACCCUCUACAGUUCCCAUUAUGCACCAGGUGAGCUCAACAAUGACCACAAUCACGUUGUCCUGGCCACAACCCGAUCAACCAAAUGGGAUCAUCCUUGACUAUGAGCUGCGUUACUACGAGAAGGAUCAGAAUGAGUACAAUUCUUCAGUUGUGAAGAGCCUGACAAACACAGCUCGCAUCGAUGGCCUGCGGCCUGGCAUUGUGUAUGUGGUACAGGUGCGAGCCAGAACCGUGGCUGGCUUCGGAAAGUACAGCGGCAAAAUGUGCUUCCAAACGCUGACAGAUGAUGACUAUAACUCUGAGCUGAGGGAGCAGUUGCCGCUGAUUGCAGGGUCAGCAGCUGCGGGAGUGGUCUUCAUUGUCUCGCUGGUGGCUGUCUCCGUCGUCUGCAGCAGGAAACGAGCCUAUGGAAAAGAAGCUGCAUACAGUGAUAAACUACAGCAUUACAGCACAGGGCGAGGUUCUCCCGGGAUGAAGAUUUACAUUGAUCCAUUCACUUAUGAGGACCCAAAUGAGGCCGUCCGGGAGUUUGCCAAGGAGAUUGAUGUCUCUUGUGUGAAAAUUGAGGAAGUAAUUGGAGCAGGGGAAUUUGGGGAAGUCUACAAGGGUCGCCUCAAGUUGCCUGCGAAACGUGAAAUCUACGCAGCGAUUAAGACCCUGAAGGCCGGCUACUCCGAGAAGCAGCGGCGGGACUUUCUAAGUGAGGCCAGUAUCAUGGGUCAGUUUGACCAUCCGAACAUCAUCCGCUUGGAAGGGGUGGUCACCAAAAGUCGUCCGGUGAUGAUCAUCACAGAGUUCAUGGAGAAUGGAGCUCUGGAUUCAUUCCUAAGGCAAAACGAUGGGCAGUUCACAGUGAUCCAGCUGGUGGGAAUGAUGCGGGGCAUUGCGGCUGGGAUGAAGUACCUGUCUGAGAUGAACUAUGUCCACCGUGACCUAGCUGCACGCAACAUCCUGGUCAACAGCAACCUGGUGUGCAAGGUGUCGGACUUUGGUCUGUCGCGCUACCUACAGGAUGACACUUCAGACCCCACUUACACCAGCUCUCUGGGUGGAAAGAUCCCCGUGCGAUGGACCGCACCGGAAGCAAUUGCGUAUCGCAAGUUCACUUCAGCCAGUGAUGUUUGGAGUUAUGGAAUUGUCAUGUGGGAAGUGAUGUCAUUUGGAGAGAGGCCUUACUGGGACAUGUCAAACCAAGACGUAAUCAAUGCGAUUGAGCAGGAUUAUCGUUUGCCACCACCCAUGGACUGCCCAGCGUCCCUGCACCAGCUCAUGUUAGACUGUUGGCAGAAAGACCGAAACUCCAGACCCAAGUUCGCCCAGAACGUCAACACUCUCGACAAAAUGAUCCGGAAUCCUACCAGCCUGAAGACCAUGGCCACCAUCACCGCAGUGCCUUCCCAGCCUCUGUUGGACCGCAGUGUCCCUGACUUCACUGCUUUCACCUCAGUAGAAGAUUGGCUCAGUGCAAUCAAGAUGAGUCAGUACAGAGAGAACUUCCUCAACUCUGGAUUCACAUCUCUGCAGCUGUGCAUGCAGAUGACGUCUGAGUGA